UUUUGCCUUUGAAAGUCGCGCGCACGCGCGCUUGUGUGUAGCGAAAAAAAUCCUUAUUGAGAGUAGAGGCUUUUGCGGUACUCAGAGCAGAAGUUAAGAAGGACUUUCAGAGUUGCUCGUGUUGCCUCUGAGGAAGAAGGCUGUUGCCUACGAAAGCGCACGCCGCAGUACAAGUAGCUGGUACCGCAAUAUUCUAUAGGCUCUUGGCACCGUCAUUAGCCAUUCAAACGCAGAACAUGGAUGGGCUUUUAAUUGUGUCUCAUCCAAACAGUUUUGUUGUUGCCCUUUCUUUAUAAAAAGUGUUCCGUGGGCUGCAGGCGCCAGACUGGCCAGUAACUCUAGUCUAGAAGAAGGCAAGGAAACAGAUGCCCGGUGUGCGAAAUUGUACCUCAGCAAAGAGCCAGUUUCGCCUUAGUUCGAACUGAAGGGAGGAAGUGUGUGUGUAGGGAGCAAGCAUGGCCAAGGGCUUGAAUAUAUUACAGGGACUCAGCCUUGGAAGAUGCGUGGCCACAAUUAAAUCAAAAGCGCCCCGAGCACGUGGAGUGGUGUGUGCCUCUCUCACCCUUAUUUUUGGAAACUCAACAGACAGCCCUUUCUAAUUCGGAGUUAAGACUGCAAUCCCACGUACACUUUCCUGGGAGCAAACCCCAUUGAAGACACUUCUACGUAGACAUGCAUACAGUUACGUUGUAAGAUUGCUGUUCUGUGUACACUUGCCUGAACAUAAGCCCUGCUGAACACAGUAGGACCUACUUCCUAAAAAAUACAAACGGGUUUACGCCGUAAGAAAAAUGGCAUCCAAGUUAGGCGCGUCUCUUUUUGUUUCCAGGCAUGAGGGGAGGAGAACGCAGCAAGCAACCUGCUAGCGUGGGAUUUACUACGCUUUACUUUCCAAGAGAGCUUGGGCAGACGUUUAUCUUAGCACGCGCGGGACCACCCGCUGCCUUCGCUUCCUCGCUGUGGGGUGUGUUUGAGGUCAGAGUUGGACUUCCGAGUAUCAUUGGAAUACUAAACCGCCAGAGAUAAGGGAGAUGUAUCUAAAAUGCUCGCGCUUUGACCAAAGUCUGAAAAGCACGGCCCAAGACUGAGGAACUUUCCACCCCCUUCUCCCGUGCCAACGCUUCAAAGCAGUCUUUCGAAAGGGCUCUUGUAAUCCUUCCUGCCCUCCUUCUGAGAAGCUCCCUCCCUCUCUCUCUCCCUCCCUCCCGUCUAAGCCCCCUGCUACUUUCGAGUACUAGCCUAAAAGCUGGUGGCGGAACCAAUUUAACACGAGGCUUUGUUUUCUUCUCUCCGUUGGCUGAACUGGGGCGGGGAGGCGGGAGGAGAGCAAACAAUUUCUCGGAUGGUUUGUUUACAUAGCAGGUGGACCUGACGUCAAGCGGAACGCUUCACUGCGAAUCCUAAUAAUAUCCUGCUCCGCGAGCUGGACUCUUGUCCUUGCCCAGGAGAAGGCUAGGAAGCGGGGAGACUAGAGCAUCAGUAACGGUGGAGGGGACACGGCUAGAUUGAUCCUACUGCACUUUUCUUGGCGGGGGGCACUGAGAGAAGCUUGCAGUUCUUUUCUCGCCACACAACUUUAUUAACGCAACCUAGAAGCCGCUCCCUUUCCCCAAAACACAGGGGGGGGCGUGCGUGUACACGCUUUUUUAAAAAAAAUGGAAUCAUACACACAGACACACACGCACAUAGACACACACACACACACGUGAGAGGCAGCUGCACACUCCAUCCGAAGAGCCAGACCCACACUCGGGGAGGGAGAACGCGAGAAGCACCGCGAGCCUCUGAGAGAACGCGAGACCCCGUGCAGCUGCUUCUGGCUCAGCUUUGCGGUUGCUGUUCGGUUGGUUUCUUGCUGUGGUUGCUGCCCAGGCCUGGAGUCACACAGCCAGCGCCGCCUGCGGAAGAAUAUCCACCCCAUUCAGAGACACUACGGUUGUCGCUUCUCUCUCGCUUGUUGUUCCGUUCCAAUCUCCCCCCUCCCACCCGGCGGCUCUUCUGGCGAGUCCUAGCACCACCAGCUGCAGCUCCUCCUGCAAAACACUUUUAUCUGAAUGUGUUUGUAUUUACGUGAGCGUGCGCCCGGCGGACGAGUGCAGCCCCUGCCUCUCCCCCGCGUUGUCACCUCCUCUGGACUCUACUCAGUUUGAGCUCCUGAUAAUGCACUGUGUCUGAAAGGACUUAAUUUCUAACUUUCUGAGAGCCAAGUGUUUGAGGAACAACUAUUACAAGCAAAAAGAAACGAAGCCCUCUCGCAAAAAUAGGAGAAAAGAAGAGCCAAAAGAAAUCUCUCUCUCACCUAUGAAUGAGUCAGCAAUUUUCUUUGCCAGUUGGAAAAGACAGGAAGCAGCAGGUGGUCUGCAAUGCUGGAAUUGAUGCGCUGUACUGUUCCAAUUAAAGGGUGAAAAUUAGAAAGACUUUUUGAGGUCUGCAAAAGGAAGUUUAAGGUGCUGGUGCUUACCUAUAACAUCCUCAUGGACAUGGGACCCAAACGCAUGAAGGAGCACCUCUACCCAUUACGACCUGGCCAUGUCAUAAAAUCUGUAGAGGUCCUUCUCCCAAGUACCCUCUUUUAUACAGCAGCUGAAGAAACAGAAGGAGAUGAUGAAAACACAGAAGAUGAAACAGAAACCACAUAGCAACUUCAUAACACCCAUGAGGCAAGGUAUUAAGUCAUGAUGCAGGAAUCUGCGACAGAGACAAUAAGCAACAGUUCAAUGAAUCAAAAUGGAAUGAGCACUCUAAGCAGCCAAUUAGAUGCUGGCAGCAGAGAUGGAAGAUCAAGUGGUGACACGAGCACUGAAGUAAGCACAGUAGAACUGCUGCAUCUGCAACAACAGCAGGCAUUGCAGGCAGCCAGGCAGCUGCUUUUACAACAACAGACAAGUGGGCUGAAAUCUCCUAAGAGCAGUGAUAAACAGAGACCACUGCAGGUGCCUGUGUCAGUGGCCAUGAUGACUCCCCAGGUGAUCACCCCUCAGCAAAUGCAGCAAAUUCUCCAACAACAAGUAUUGUCUCCACAGCAACUUCAAGCACUUCUCCAACAACAGCAAGCAGUUAUGUUACAGCAGCAACAACUUCAAGAAUUUUACAAGAAACAGCAAGAGCAGUUACAUCUUCAGCUUUUGCAGCAACAGCAGCAGCAACAGCAGCAGCAACAGCAGCAGCAGCAGCAGCAACAACAACAACAACAGCAGCAGCAGCAGCAGCAACAACAGCAGCACCCUGGAAAGCAAGUGAAAGAGCAGCAGCAGCAGCAGUUGGCAGCCCAGCAGCUUGUCUUCCAGCAGCAGCUCCUCCAGAUGCAACAACUUCAACAGCAGCAACAUCUGCUGAAUCUUCAGCGUCAGGGACUCAUUUCCAUUCCACCUGGCCAGUCUGCUCUUCCUGUCCAGUCUCUGCCACAAGCUGGCUUAAGCCCUGCUGAGAUUCAGCAGUUAUGGAAAGAAGUUACUGGAGUUCACAGUAUGGAAGACAAUGGCAUUAAGCAUGGAGGGCUAGACCUCACUACUAACAAUUCCUCUUCUACUACCUCCUCUACCACUUCCAAAGCAUCGCCACCAAUAACUCAUCAUUCCAUAGUGAAUGGACAGUCAUCAGUUCUAAAUGCAAGACGAGACAGCUCAUCACAUGAGGAGACUGGAGCCUCUCAUACUCUUUACGGCCAUGGAGUUUGCAAAUGGCCUGGAUGUGAAAGUAUUUGUGAAGAUUUUGGACAAUUUUUAAAGACUACCUCUGUGAAUAUGUGGAUAAAGACUCAUCCUUUCAUGUACGUAAAUCAAAGGCACCUUAAUAAUGAACAUGCAUUGGAUGACAGAAGCACUGCUCAAUGCCGGGUGCAAAUGCAGGUGGUUCAGCAAUUAGAAAUACAGCUUUCUAAAGAACGUGAACGUCUUCAGGCAAUGAUGACCCACUUGCACAUGCGACCCUCGGAGCCCAAGCCAUCUCCAAAACCUCUAAAUCUGGUGUCCAGUGUCACUAUGUCAAAGAACAUGUUGGAGACUUCCCCUCAGAGUUUACCUCAAACUCCCACUACACCAACAGCCCCAGUCACUCCAAUUACCCAGGGACCCUCAGUAAUCACCCCAGCCAGUGUACCCAAUGUGGGAGCCAUUCGAAGACGGCAUUCUGAUAAAUACAACAUUCCCAUGUCAUCAGAAAUUGCCCCAAACUAUGAAUUUUAUAAAAAUGCAGAUGUCAGACCUCCGUUUACUUAUGCAACUCUCAUAAGGCAGGCUAUCAUGGAAUCAAGUGACAGGCAGUUAACACUCAAUGAAAUUUACAGCUGGUUUACACGGACAUUUGCCUACUUCAGGCGUAAUGCAGCCACUUGGAAGAAUGCAGUACGACAUAAUCUUAGCCUGCACAAGUGUUUUGUUCGAGUAGAAAAUGUUAAAGGAGCAGUAUGGACAGUGGAUGAAGUAGAAUACCAGAAGCGAAGGUCUCAAAAGAUAACGGGAAGCCCAACGUUAGUGAAGAACAUACCCACCAGCUUAGGCUAUGGAGCAGCACUUAAUGCAAGCUUACAGGCUGCACUGGCAGAGAGUAGUUUACCUUUGCUUAGUAAUCCCGGAUUGAUAAAUAACGCAUCCAGUGGCUUACUACAGGCAGUCCAUGAAGACCUCAAUGGUUCGCUGGAUCACAUUGACAGCAAUGGAAACAGCAGUCCAGGCUGCUCUCCUCAGCCUCACAUACACUCAAUCCAUGUCAAGGAAGAGCCAGUGAUUGCUGAAGAUGAAGACUGUCCAAUGUCAUUGGUGACAACAGCGAAUCACAGUCCAGAAUUGGAAAAUGAUAGAGAAAUUGAAGAAGAGCCUUUAUCUGAAGAUCUGGAAUGAACAGAGACUUUGAAACCUCAAAAUGAAGGGACAUAUCACUGACCUUCACUACCACUUCACAACCAUGAAUAUUUGACAAAUUUUUACUGUGACUAUUUAUUAAGCACGGAUAAAGGAGAACAAUCCUAAAGGAACUCAUUAAACCAGCCCUUUGGGAAUCCAUUUACAAACAGGCAAAUAGCUUGUUUUUUCUUUUUUUUUAAAGAUAAACUGAUUUUCUUGAAAAAACUGUUUAUAUAUAACGGCUUGCCCAUUUUAAAAAAUGUGGCUAUCAAGAGUUCAUGAAAUGACUGAAUAUGAGGAUACAUGUUCUGUAGAAAGCAAAUGGGCCUCAUAUACUGCCAAAAAUAGUGUUAGUUUCAUCAAUGUGAAAAUUCCAGCAUACAGUAGUUGUAAUAAUGUUAGAAACAAUUGCUGGUCAAGUUCAACUUGUUGCUAUUGUUUUUAAUUUGCACAGGAGUAGUAUCAGAAAGUAGUGUCACUGCUUGUAUCUAGCUGAAUUUAAAACAACAGAACAUUAGUUUUUUAUGUUGGUGCCACCAACUGUAAAUGACAUAAGUUAGUUAUAACAAACCACAGUAAUUAGACUGUUGCAACCAUCUAAAAACCUUUUAAGCUUCCAGUCUGUGCUGUUAGUGUUAAGAUGUAAAGUGCAAUCCUAAGCUAACAUUGUCUGUGCAAGCACCAUAGAAACAUUUGCAUAUCUGCAUAUCUCUUACAACUGUACUCUUUACCUCCUUGUGAUAAAGCUUUGUCUACCUGCAAACACAGUCAAAGGCUACAGCUGCAAACCAAAGCCUACUCUAACAAUGGCCAAUAGCUCAAUGACAGAAGCAGCCACAUGCUUUGUUCAGCCUUCUGUAACUUUAAUUAGUACAAAGGAACCUUUCCAUGAACUACCUGCUGUUUUCUGAUGACCUCUGGGAUCUUUUCAUUUAGCCCUAUACCAAGAAACAAAUAUGGGGGGGAAAAGUCAAUUUUGUCAUAGUGUAAUCUUCUGAGGCCAAAAGUCAAUCGUAAAUGCAGUGAAGAUUUUGCUUUCAUGUUAGGACAAAGGUGGGAACAAAGUCUGGGCAGAAGUUACGAUAGAAAGCAACAAAUAUGGAUCACUGACCAAAACAAUUAUGUACUUGAUGCAAAUGCAGAUUGCAUAUUGUUAUGUAAAAUAUGUUUUUUUUUAUUAUGUUCCCUCCCCAUUCAGACCGGUUUCCCCCUCUGUGGUGAAUACAUGUUGUUAGAAGAAGUCUUGUAUGGUCUUAAUCUUCGUUGUGUGCUAUUUUUUAUAGUCUUAAGUUAUAAUGACAAAAACGUAGGAACCAAACAUAAAAAAAGGUCUAGUAAAGCCAAAAAUUAAUUUCAUAUUGAUUUAAAGUAAUCUAGGUGAGUUUUUACACUGAAAGCAAAGAUUAUAGCAAUUGUAGUCCAUGGUAUUUAUUUUCAGUCAAACCAAAGUUACAUAUAAUUCUGCCUCUGUUUAUACGGGAUACUAACACUAACAAUACACUCCCUUUGGAAGACUUGCACAGGCCAAAUUGUUGGAAUGCUUUCUUUCUUUCUUUCUUUCUUUCUUUCUUUCUUUCUUUCUUUCUUUCUUUCUUUCUUUCUUUCUUUCUUUCGACAACUCCAAACCCAAAAAUACAACGAUACAUUAAUGGUGUAGUUGAAAAAUAGCAUAGUCAGAUGUUUGCUUGAAUCCUAGAAACUUUACGUGUUGCUUUUCAUGUGCUGUGCCAAGUCUUGAUAAUACUUUCCCCCCCAACCAAGGGACCUCAUAACCUGAUUAUGGUUAUUGCUUUACAAACAGUUUUUUUCCACAGAAGGUGACUGCUAGAGCUUAGCAUAGGUACCAGUUCCAUGUGAUGGCCCUGGGUCUUGCAAACUAAGCUCACUGUGUUCUUUGCUGAAAUCAGCAAAUAGACUUAAAGAGAAACACAGUCAUCUAUCACGCCAAAUAAAAGGACAAAAUGGCUUUCGAAAGGGUUUUCCCACUUACCCAAAAGGCUUUCUGAAAGCUUCUACCUCUGCAAAAGAAAACAAAAAGAAAUUAGAACAAUUAUGGCAGAUUGCAUGAAUUGUGAGAGAAAGUCACAGUAACUGCUACUUUUCAUUAUGUUUGUCUUUGGGUCAUGAUAACAGAGGGUUUAUAGUAAUUACAUCAAAAGAAAGAUUUACCACGUGAAUGAUGGUUUUUUUCAGUCGUCUAGAAACCCUAAUGUGGGGAUGACCUGAAAGGAACUAAUGUUUCUUUCAAGUGUAUGUUCAAAAGACUUUGAUGGACUGGAAGUAAAUGUGAUAAUUGGACCAUCAAGAAGGUGGCCUAAGACUACAAUGCUAAAGUAUGCAUACCUCAGUUACAAACCUUUUUGAAAGGAAGUCUCAGCCACAGAAUGCAUAUACCUGUAGAGUUUUGCAUGGGUUUUAUAUAAAUACAAUUUAAUGAAAAAAAUAGCUGCUUGCACAUUAUACCAGAAAAACCUCCAAAACUGCAAUUGCUUUGAAAAAUAGACUUUAGGUUUUUUGGAGUUUUCUGAGAUGCUUGGUCUGUAUUUUGAUAAUUGUGCAUAUUAUGUAAAAAUGUUGGUGGACCCAUAAAUGACCAGACUUUUUCUAAGAAAAAUGUUGCUUUAAUGCAUUUCAUGAAUUUUUACUCUAUCAUUGCUUGCUAGUAAUAGCAAACCUGCUUUUCUGCAUCUGCUUUGCGUAGCUAUUGUAAGGCUUUGAACUAAUGUAUGUAUUUAUUGCUUGAACUUCUGUGCAUACCUUAUAAAGCAUAAUGUCUGACAAUUUAAAUGGCUCAUGUAUUCUUGCUUCUCUCAUAAGCUGAUAAUAGGGACUAUGAUCUUUUGUAUACAGCAAAUUUUAACUGUGGCACAAACAUCUGUUUAUGUAUUGGUGGAAUAUACCUGUUUUAUUUAUCUUUUUUGAGGUAAACUAAUUUUUGAUACUUUUCAUUACUGUGUACUGUGUUCAUACCUUGAAUUCUCUGACGUUAGAAGUCAUGGUUGAGAAUUGUAACAGCUGUUGUUCGUUCUGUAUUCCUGGCUCUCACUGCUGAAUAAAAUAAAGGACCAAACCUAGGAUUUGAAAGAAAA
Messenger RNA from Rhineura floridana, 7930 nucleotides. RefSeq names its product forkhead box P2 (gene FOXP2). The transcript is spliced from 23 exons. The coding region runs from base 2676 to 4838 and encodes 720 amino acids. Gene Ontology annotation, molecular function: DNA-binding transcription repressor activity, RNA polymerase II-specific; RNA polymerase II cis-regulatory region sequence-specific DNA binding. The record is from RefSeq and is a predicted model, not a curated record. Lineage: Eukaryota; Metazoa; Chordata; Lepidosauria; Squamata; Rhineuridae. Gene Ontology annotation, biological process: regulation of transcription by RNA polymerase II. Gene Ontology annotation, cellular component: nucleus.